Paramecium sonneborni is the source of this 1194-nucleotide messenger RNA. NCBI's taxonomy places the organism in Eukaryota, Ciliophora, Oligohymenophorea, Peniculida, Parameciidae. The record is from the annotation of a GenBank genome assembly.
AUUUUAUAGAUGGAAGAAAAAAGAUAAUAUUUUAUACCCAUAAAGGAGGUAAGUAAAAAUUUAUGUUGCAACAUAUGUACAUAUGUUGCCUUAAAUGCAGUUGAAUGUUAAAUUUGUGAAUAACUAUACUGUGACGAUUGCGCAAAAUUUUGGUAGAGAAAAAAGAAUGAGUAUUUAUAAAAUUAAUAUAUUUAGAUGUCCUGAUUGUAAAUAAGAAUUCAAAAUAAAACAACCUCAUAGACUGAUUAGAGAAGAACUUUCAAAAUUGAAAUUUUCAUGUGUAAAUCAAGGAUGUAAAGCAGAAAUACUAAUGAAUGAUGUACUUCAACAUAUAAAUGAAUGUUAAUUAAAGAAUGUUAAAUGUAUCUGUGGAUGGAUUGGACCUGUAUCAAAAUAAAAAUAUCAUGUAAUAUAUUAAUUUAUAUUUUUAAGGAACAAACUUGUUAAUAAUUUGUAACAAAACAGUGUAAUAUUUGCAAAGAAGAAAUAAAGUUAUCGAAGUAUUAAAAUCAUAAUUGUUUUGUUGAACUUUAAUAGAAAUUAGAAAAAAUAACAGAAAAAUUCUAUGAAUAUAAAGAAACUUCAGAAUAUUCUAUUAAAGACUUAAAGAAUCAAGCAAACAAAGAAUUUAAUGAAUUAGAGAGUAUUAAACAAUAGAUAAAAGGAUUAACAUAGGAAAAUAAUGAUUUAAGGAGAUAGAUGACAGAAUUGACUUAAUAUCUAAGAUCUUAAGAAUAAUAAUUUAAAUAAAUAGUAGAAGGAUAAAAUUUAAAAGGACCUUUUAUAGCAUAAGGUAAGUUAGUAGAAUCAAAAUCAUUGUAAUGUAGUAAGGAACAUUCGAUAUUGUAUUGGAUAAAUCCUUAAGGAGAGGAGAAAACAAAGAAAUGUUUAAAAUGUUAGAAAACUUAAGUAAAUUGUAGAUAUUGUUGUCCAAUAUGUGUCUUUUUUGUAUGUUUAAAAUGUUAAGAACCUGAAUUAACAAAGAAUCCUCAUGAGAAUUCUGUUUUAUGUCCUGCAAGACACAAAUUAACAAAAAAGAUUUAAGGACUUACAUGUACUAUAUGUGAGAAGAAUUCUUCAUAAAUGAGAAAUCCUGGAGGUGCAGAUUGUACAGAAUGUGAUUUUGCUAUUUGUUUUGAAUGUUUAGAGAAUGAAAGAUAUAAAGGAAGAGUUUAAUAAUGUCCAGUUUAAUGA